Molecule: messenger RNA, 2566 nt
Organism: Belonocnema kinseyi
Lineage: Eukaryota; Metazoa; Arthropoda; Insecta; Hymenoptera; Cynipidae
Product: sec1 family domain-containing protein 2-like
Exons: 11
Coding region: 257-2254 (665 amino acids)
Biological process (GO): vesicle-mediated transport; intracellular protein transport
Source: RefSeq, a predicted model, not a curated record
UAGGCAUUUUUUAAUCAAAUAUACAAUAUUUUUACUGUAAUUUUUAAUAGAAAUACAUUAUUUUAGUUUUCAUAUAGACAUAAAAUUAAUAGCGGCAGGCACUAAUCUCGACGUGAUUGUAGAUAUUGUUAUUGGAAUGUCGUUCUCUGUAGUAUUAACCCGACCGUGUUUACAGAUAAUAACAUAACCUUAAAUUUUCACGAUUUUGACGUGUCACAUUUACUUUACGUUUUGAAACUAAUAUCGUAAAAAAAACAUGGAGCAGGCCGAAAAUUUAAAUGAUUUCGCUCAUACUUGCUGGAAAGAUGUUUUUUUGGAAAUUCGUGAUGCUGCAGUCUACAUAGAUCAUGCAGCAGCUGAAUGUCUUCAUUGGUACACAGGCGAUAAAGCACAUUUGUCUUUAAAAAACGCAGGGGCGAUUUCCGUUCACGAAUUAUCUUUAUUUAAUUUGCAGUAUGUAAAAGCAAAAGGAACCAAAAAAGCAGUCGUUAUUUCCACUUCUACGGAGUCGUCAUUCUACAAACAGACCUUGAGAGUUAUUUUGGAAAAAAACAGUUUUUCUAACUGUACCAUAAUAUGUGCUGUGCACUCCAGUGUAAUAAGUUACAAAACAUUAUUCCCCCUUGGAGAUGAAAUUAACCAAGAUGAAUCGAAGCAGCAGGCCUUUAGUUGGGUUGAUGACAAAUGCGAAACGCAGAUUGAAGGCACAACCCUGAGGAUAAUUUUCAGACCAAUUUUUACUGCUACUCUGAAUGAAAAUAUAUUUGUCACUCCGCCUUUCGGCAAUCUUAUGCCUCCAAUUGAUGAAACAUCUAUUUUGGACAAUGAAGUCAAUAUAAACUUUUUGGUUAGCUCAAUGCACAGUCUCUUCACUAAUUUAAAGUUUAAGGAGGAUAUUUACUCAGUGGGUAGACUCAGUGAUAUCGUAUCCAAUAAAUUGGCAAAUCUGCCAGCCGCGAUCAAUAGGCGAAGGCACAUGCCUGAAGAAAGAAGUGUGUCUCUAAUUUUCCUAGAUAGAUCCCUCGAUUUAUGUACAGCAUGCACUUAUAAUACUGAAUCUGUCUUGGGGAGGAUUCUCUGUACUCUGCCUCAUUUAAAUCAUCAUGGCAAUGACGUUGCUGUUAACAUGUCUCCACUUUGUCCUGAUGCAGAGGAAUGUUUAUCUUCCUUCAUGGUGCCGGGUUGUCUAGCAACAAGUGACACAAAUUUCUUCAAUUUGUUACUCAACACGAAACAAAAAGAUUUGCUCUUGGCAUUUAACAAGACGUUAAUUGAAAUGAGCACAAUACGCGAAAGCCCUGCGAAAGCAAAAUUUGCCACGAGAGUCUCCGCACACAGUUUGGAAAAAUUAAUUCACAAGAUCCGAGAUUCGGAAAGUAUCGAAUCUUUAGCGCGUUCAAGUAAAACGCUCCAAAUAAUUAUCGCUGCUAUUCAAGCCUUCAAAUCGAAUAAAACAGCUCAACUGGAAUUAUUAGUAAGUCUCGAAAAAUUGGUGCUUCAAAACUUGGCGGUUAGUCGAGAUGCUUCUAGCAUAGUUGCUCAGCUAAGCAAUGUUAUAAAAUCUCGAUCGACCAGAGGAUUGGACAUGGAAAAUUUACUUGUCCUCUUAAUUUACGUUUAUUCUCUCGCUGGAACUGAAAUUAGUUUUCCCAUUCAGCAAGAAGAGCAGUUAAAAAAAGCUUUGGCGGAAGCUAUUUUCGAAGAUAUUAAAAAGUGCAAUGAAAUGCCGGCCACCGAGGAAAUAUCUGUUUACCAUCAAACUUUAAUUCUUUUAGGUGUAUCAGAUGACAAAGAAACGAGAAAAGCUUCGCAGCAAUUGGCAAGUCAGAUUAUGGCGUUGCUUCAUGUGAUAUCAAGUCAACGACGAACUCUGCAAAAUUACAAGUCCAUAAUAAGUAAAACGAACUACUUGGAAAUGGCGAGAAGUAUUGGACUUGUCGAAAAACUAGUAACUGAUUUAAUUGACCCGAACAAGCCAGAAAUUUACGACUUGCAAUGCAAAACCUCUUCUUUGCUUUCGGCCGGUUUCAGUCUUUUAACGAAGGGCAGACCGAAACACCCUUCGGACAAUCCGUGGGUAAUUAUCUAUAUCCUUGGAGGAAUAACAGCAGAAGAAGCAAGAAUCGUGGAGGAGAAAAUUUCUUCAACAAGAUCAAAUUGUCCUAAAAUUACGCUGGCAGGUUCUAGAUUAUUGAAUCCACUAGAUGUGUUGGAUAAGGUUCUCUUAAGCAACAUAAACACAGAUUUAAAUUAAAAAGAUACCUUUAUUUUAAUUACUAUAUUUAUUUAACUUGUUUGGGAGAAAAUAUAAAUCUAGAUUCAGUACCUCACUAACGAAAGUUACAAGAACUAAGAGAAUGGCAUUGGUUAAAAAGAGACAGACAUCACUACUUACUUUUUUAACCAAUGACAUUUUUUUAGUUCUUGGAACGUAUUAUAGAUUCGCUAGUGAGGUAGCGCGUCUGUUUCGGUGUAAAUGAGGGAAUAUAAGGAAUUGAACCGCACUUAGCAAAGAUGUAUGAUAUUUAAAUAUUAAACACCUUUUUUCAUAUUUAACUAGAGUAAA